Messenger RNA from Brassica oleracea var. oleracea, 652 nucleotides. RefSeq names its product dirigent protein 22-like. The transcript has a single exon. NCBI's taxonomy places the organism in Eukaryota, Viridiplantae, Streptophyta, Magnoliopsida, Brassicales, Brassicaceae. The coding region runs from base 26 to 589 and encodes 187 amino acids. The record is from RefSeq and is a predicted model, not a curated record.
UCUACCAAAAAAACAGUAUAACAAAAUGUCAAAGCUCAUUCUUAUCCUCGCCGCACAAAUCCUCCUCCUCACCAUCUUUGCCUCCGCCGGAGACGGUGGAAACUUCGCAAGCACAAUGAACCCGAACCGCCUCCACGAGAAGGAGAAACUCACUCAUAUCCGAGUCUAUUGGCAUGACAUCCGAAGCGGUCAAAACCCUAGUUCCAUUAUGAUCCAGCCGCCGGUUAGGAAGUACUCCUCAACCUACUUCGGAUCAAUCACAAUGAUAGACAACACACUAACAUCUGAUGUGCCGAUUAACUCUACAGUCGUGGGUCGGGCCCAAGGUUUCUACGCAGGAGCGGCCCAACGUCAGCUAGGUUUCUUGAUGGCGAUGACUUUCGCUUUCAAGACGGGGGAGUAUAAUGGAAGUACGAUCACGAUUCUUGGUCGGAACACAGUGCUCUCUGAAGUUAGGGAAAUGCCGGUGGUCGGAGGAAGUGGAAUCUUCCGGUUCGCUAGAGGAUAUGUCGAGGCUAGGACUAAGUCGUUCGAUCUAAAAUUAGGAGAUGCGAACGUUGAGUAUAACUGUUUUGUCUUGCAUUACUAAGAUAAUUAACCAAAAUAAGAAUGUGUCCUCUAUGCACUUUUUAUUUGAUUUAAAAUUAUAAUA